Papaver somniferum (opium poppy) is the source of this 1605-nucleotide messenger RNA. RefSeq lists its product as uncharacterized. NCBI's taxonomy places the organism in Eukaryota, Viridiplantae, Streptophyta, Magnoliopsida, Ranunculales, Papaveraceae. The transcript has 8 exons. The coding region runs from base 1 to 1605 and encodes 534 amino acids. The record is from RefSeq and is a predicted model, not a curated record. Gene Ontology annotation, molecular function: zinc ion binding.
AUGGCCCCCUCCUUUGUAGACAUGGUGGCAAGUACUAAUCCUGGUUCUGCAGCAAAUUACAGUUUUGGAAGGGAGGAUAAUUGCUUUAAGUCAAUGAUGAUUACAUUUCAUUCUCCAAUUCAUGGGUGGAAAAAUGGUUGCAGAAAAGUGGUUGGUAUUGAUGCAUGUCACCUUACUGGAAAGCUGGGAGGUUGUCUUAUAGAUGUAACUGGUUUAGAUGCACAGAACCAGUUAAAGCCCCUGAUUGAAUCAGAUGAUGAAAGAAUUACUUUCAUUUCUGAUAGGCAAAAAGGUUUGAUUGAGGCUGUUAGUGCUUUAUUUCCAAGAAGCCCACACAGAUAUUAUUUUAGACACAUGUUCAAGAAUAUGAAGACUCACUAUAAGGGUUCAAAAAUACAUAACCUUAUCUGGAAUGCUGCUAAAGCCUAUAAGUUCACCCACUGGAAGUUCCAUAUGGAUGCUUUGGUGCUGGAAAAUGGUGAUGUUGCUCAAUAUAAGAUGAACGAGGAUCCUAUCCGGUGGUCUAAAGCAUUCUUUGACCCCUCUUGUUGCUGUGAAUAUAUGAACAAUAAUUUCUCUGAGUCUUUCAAUAACAUGAUUAAGAAACUUAGAGACAAGCCUAUUUGUACCUUGGUAUUAAUGUAUGGACAGUUAAUAAUGGGCUUGUGGUAUAGGAGAACGCAAUUGUCUAUGAACUGGCAAAAUGUAGAAUUAGUACCUGAAGCAAUGAAGUUGAUUGGGAAGAUGAAAGAAUGCACUGGUCAGUUUAGGAUUAGUGGUGUUGUAUAUGGUCAGAGUUAUCAAGUUACAUCUAUUCACAACUCUAUCUUCCAAGUUGAUCUGAUUAACAAGACUUGUAGUUGUGUCCAAUGGCAACUGAGGGGCUUUCCUUGUCAGCAUGUUGUCUGUGUUUUGAAGACUUUAAGACCUAACGGGGCAGAUUAUUACUACACAGUGGAUGCAUACAAAUCCACUUAUGCCAUCCAAAUGCAAUUAAUCAGAGGGAGAGAAGAUUUGGAGAGGUUGUAUACUGUAACUGUUUUUAUACCUCAAGAUCCCUUUGUCAAGCCACCUAUAGAUAUGAGGAAACCAGGAAAACCUGCUAAGAAGAGGAAGUUGGGGCAUUAUGAUCAUGUGAGUGAGAAGAAACAGAGGACAUUGAAGAGAUGCAACCAGAUAGCCCACAACAGAAGAACUUGUGCUGGUGGUGAGGUUGGUUCUAAUCCUAAAGAAAGGAGACCAAGAUCCAUGGUAGAUGGGGGAACCCAAGAAACUACUUACCCAGAUCCAGCUGAGUGCAGUUCCAGCAGGAGCAGGAGAUGGAGAGGCAGAGGUUCUAGGGGAGGUAGAGGUAGAGGAUCUGCAUCAACUUCUGCAGCUGCAUCAACCUCAGCAUCAACAUCUCAAACUACACCAUCAACAUCUUCUGCACCUGCAUCUGGAGGAAGGGGUGGAAGGGGUGGUAGAGGAGCAAGAGGUGGAAGGGGAGUUGUGCAACAGACUUUUAGCCAGUCUGUCAAUGGUACUGGUUGGUUCAGCCAGACUUUGAGCCAAACUUUUCAAGCACCAAAGCCACAAAAGAAGGGAACAUCUACAACUCAGUAG